ACCAACCGACAGCUGACUAGCCCAGCCGGGUAGAGCAAGAGGGAGAGGUGGGGAACGAAACGACAGACGGUGGAAUUGCAUGGAAGACUCACCGCACUCUAGUAGAAACACCGAAAUUGAAACACCUGAGGCUGGAGCUGCUGUGAUCUGAGGCACUGUCCCUACAUGCCUGUACCAGUCUAAGGACUCCAGUAGUUGCUUUCAACCACACCAUCUCCACAUUACCACAGGACCAUAGGGUCCAACCCUGGCCUCUGCUCCAAGGAGCCACCUAACUGCCCUCCACACCCAUUGAUGGUUCUAGAAGAAGAUCUGAGCUGCUUGUCUCCCAUACGACGGCAGGCCAUGCAUUUUGCCUAAACCUACCCCCCCUCUUCCUCUCAACCAAUCCGAGGCAGCCAUGAACCCCCAGGAGGCGGAGUUAGGCCAGGAACUGAGCGAGGACGUGGAAGCCGACUUGCCCCCUCCUCAACGCCGUCGCCACGACAACAACACUGCCACAAACAGCAGGCGACCCCGGCAGCCUAGCAACCAUAGUAGUGAAAACAACAACCACGCUGCUCCGCGCUACAGGAGGUAUAAUGAGGCCCCUGUUGCAGGUGGCAGCAGAAUCAGAGGAGCCCCACAGCGGAGGUCAACAGAGGAGCCAGAGGCAGAGCUGCACCAGGGGGCCCAGUCUCCUCCCCAGCAGCCCCAGCCUCAGCCCCAGCAGGCCCAGGGUCAGUCUCUGCCCAUCCCGCGACCUGCAGUGACACGUUACCGCAGACAGGAGGACAGUGAGGCCAGGCUCCGAGCACAGCAGCAGAGACACACACAGAGACAGCAGAGAGAGGCUGAGAGGGCCCAGCAACAACAACCACCUCCACCAGGCCCACAGCCUGCUCACUGUCUACCCCCACAACCAGAUGAGCCAGAGGAACAACCACCUCCACCAGGCCCACAGCCUGCUCACUGUCUACCCCCACAACCAGAUGAGCCAGAGGAACAACCACCUCCACCAGGCCCACAGCCUGUUCACUGUCUACUCCUACAACCAGAUGAGCCGGAGGAGGAUGAGGGGGAGAGAGAGAGGGAGAGAGAGGGUGAUGAUUAUGCAUUAGCUCGUUCUGCUAGCACGGAAAGCGGUUUCCACACACACACAGACCGGGCGGAGGGCGACGCCGUCAUGACACUAGAUCCUGAGGCAGAGGACGACUGCGGUACCUACGAGGUGACGCUUCGCCCAGAGGCAGAGGGAUACACAGAGAGUGCUGAGUCAGAGCAACAACACCCCCACCCCAACCUGAACCUCAACUACCCCCCUCUGCCCCCUCCCUUACCCCGGGAACCCCUACCAGAUGUUGGGAGACCCCCCAGUCAGGAGGAGGCAGAGGAGACCCUGAACCCUGGAGGAGGUUACUCCAACUACGUGUACACCCAGCCUCUCUACCGCCGUGGGGGAGGGGCCAGCAGAAAAGGGGGGCGGGACAGCAGCGUGGAGGAAGGGGUGGAGCCAGAAGACGAGGCUUAUUCUGAAGCCUACGACUACUCCCUGACAGAACACGUCUACGAGGAGAUCGGCGACGCUCUCUCUUCUGCCGCAAAGGUUGCAGAGCCUAUGGACGCCAAUGAGAACCUCCAGCAGAGGAAGGCGGGGUUCCAUCUGUUUGAGGGGCGGGAAGGAGGCGGGGACUACCGACAGCAGGAGGCGGUGGGGUCACGGCUCCACCACUACGAUGAACGCUCGGACGGGGAGUCGGACAGCCCGGAGAAGGAGGCGGAGUUUGCUCCAUACCCACGGGCAGACAGUUGCGACCAGGAUGGGGAAGAGGACAUUGACAUGAUCGUAGCCGAGGUCAGAGAGAGUCUCAGCUCUCAGAGUCUGGAGAGAGCUGCUGCCGGGCUACGGGAGGGAGGAGAGGAAGAGGACAUGAUGGAAGGAGGAGAGGAAGAGGAGGGAGAGUGGCCCGAAUCCGAACACGCUCACAAUUCUCAAUCCGAUGCGCCCACAGACUCCACAUACCGCAAGGGAGAGAUAGAAGGAGAGGGAGAUGAGAGUGAAGAAGAGAGCUUCCCACCCCCAGCAGAAUCUGACGACUGGUCUGGGGUUCGUAACCGUCGUGAGAAGAGAGACGCCAUCUCCCUGGCCAUAAAGGACAUCAAGGAGGCCAUAGAAGAGGUGAAGACCAGGACGGUGAGGUCACCCUAUACCCCUGAUGAACCUAAAGAGCCCAUCUGGGUGAUGAGACAGGACCUGAGCCCCACCGCUGAGUGCUGUGACCUGCAGCCCUCACCAGGUGGCGACUCUCCAGGCUCAGACUCUCAGGCCUCUCCUCAGGGGGCGGAGUCUUCCGUCCGGACGCCCAUGCUCGAGGGGAGUGACAGCUUCGAGUCUCCACCGCCCUCCACUAAAGAGUCCAGGAGAAGCCUCGCCUCCUUCCCUACCUAUGUAGAAGUCCCAGGUCCGUGUGACCCAGAGGACCUAAUUGAUGGGAUCAUAUUUGCUGCUAACUACCUGGGUUCCACCCAGCUGCUGUCUGACAAGACGCCCUCCAAGAACGUCCGUAUGAUGCAGGCCCAGGAGGCCGUCAGCCACAUCAAGCAGACUCCAGAGGGAGAGGCCCAGCCCAUGACAGAGGUGGAUCUCUUCAUCUCCACCCAGAGGAUCAAAGUCCUCAAUGCUGACUCACAGGAGACCAUGAUGGAUCCCUACACCCUGACCCUCCUCCUCCUCUAUCUAUCUCCAGGAGACCAUCUCCUCUCCUACAUCGCUGACAUCGGCAACAUCGUGGUUCUGAUGGCGAGACGCCGUAUGCCCCGCCCAGACUCAACGGACAGUGUGGAGGUGUCUGAACCUGACCAGGAGGAGAAACAAAGCCAGUACAAGAUGAUUUGUCACGUUUUUGAGUCGGAGGAUGCCCAGCUGAUAGCCCAGUCUAUAGGCCAGGCCUUCAGUGUGGCGUACCAGGAGUUCUUGAGGGCCAAUGGCAUCAACCCAGAGGAUCUGAGUCAGAGAGAAUACAGUGAUCUGCUCAACACUCAGGACAUGUACAAUGAUGACCUCAUACACUUCUCCAAGUCUGAGAACUGCAAAGAUGUUUACAUUGAGAAGCAGAAGGGUGACAUUCUGGGCGUGGUGAUUGUGGAGAGUGGGUGGGGCUCCAUCCUGCCCACAGUCAUCAUCGCCAACAUGAUGCAUGCUGGUCCAUCUGAGAAGUCUGGUCGUCUGAACAUCGGAGACCAGAUCAUGUCUAUCAACGGGACCAGUCUGGUAGGACUACCCCUGUCUACCUGCCAGACUAUCAUUAAGGGUCUGAAGAACCAGUCUCGUAUCAAGCUGAACAUCGUACGGUGUCCUCCCGUAACCACGGUGCUCAUCAGACGACCUGACCUCAGAUACCAGCUGGGCUUCAGCGUACAGAAUGGCAUUAUCUGCAGCCUUAUCGGGGGCAUCGCUGAGAGGGGAGGAGUCAGGGUUGGCCACCGCAUCAUCGAGAUCAACAGCCAGAGCGUAGUGGCCACACCCCACGAGAAGAUUGUCCACAUCCUGUCCAACGCCGUGGGAGAGAUUCACAUGAAGACGAUGCCAGCUGCCAUGUACCGCUUGCUAACUGCCCAGGAGCAACCCGUUUACAUGUAGAACCGACCUUCUGACUCUAUCCUGUCCCCUGACCCCUAGCAUCACUGCACCCUAUGUGUGUGAGGCAAUUCCUCCCCCUCUCCCCAAAACCCCAGCUCACCAUUGGAAAAUGAAGCUUAUAUAGCCUUAUGAGUGGACCUGUCAUGUGCUCUGGAUUACUCUCCAAUCCGAUUGUUUUGCUGUGGAGAGUAGAGGUGGGCUGGUUCAAGCCCCUCCCAUUCCGAGGGUUGUUUCCUGCCCUUCUCCCUCGUUCUCUCCCUCCCUCUCUCCCUCUCUCUCUCUCUC
This is a messenger RNA of Oncorhynchus masou masou (cherry salmon), 3904 nucleotides long. RefSeq names its product amyloid-beta A4 precursor protein-binding family A member 1-like. Gene Ontology annotation, cellular component: plasma membrane; dendritic spine; cytoplasm. Gene Ontology annotation, biological process: chemical synaptic transmission. Lineage: Eukaryota; Metazoa; Chordata; Actinopteri; Salmoniformes; Salmonidae. Gene Ontology annotation, molecular function: amyloid-beta binding; protein binding. The record is from RefSeq and is a predicted model, not a curated record.